GCUGCAGGUGAAACGUCACCACAUUUCGCCGACUAAGAUGAGCGUCCAACUAUCGCCAAUCAACGCCAAGACCUGAUGCAACAUGAGGGAAGUCGCUCUCCUGCCUUCAACCUGUUUGCUCUUCUUCCUCCUGCUGAGCUCCUGCCAGGCAGCCAGACAAGGACAGGACAUCCGAUGUGGAGCAUGCAGGGCUCUGGUGGACGAGAUGGAGUGGGCCAUCUCCCAAGUUGACCCCAAGAAAAUGAUCCAAACAGGCUCGUUCAGAAUCAACCCGGACGGCAGUCAGUCCAUCAGGGAGGUUCCUCUGGCACGCUCUGAGGGAAACCUUCUGGAGCUGAUGGAGAGUGUGUGUGAGAGGAUGGAGGACUAUGGCGAGCUUAAAGAUGCUGCCACCAACAGGAAGUCCUACAUUAGAAUCAAAUCUCGCAACGGUGAAGCCAUGGACCUUUCUGAGGCCACGCUGGACUCGAGAGUCACCAGCAGUCUAAAAUUUGCAUGCGAAGCCAUUGCUGAGCAGCACGAAGACGAACUCAUCGAAUUCUUCUCUCAUGAAACAGAAAAUGUAAAAGACAAACUAUGCAGCAAGCGGACAGAUCUUUGUGACCAUGCUCUGAAAAUCCCCCAUGAUGAACUUUGACAUCCUCAUGCCAUGGCGACCGUCUCUAUUCAGCUGAUAUUGGCCGGUUCACGCCACGCCGGCGGCGGCGGUGAAAGAUAUAGUUAUGUAUGAAAGGUCCACAGAUUCCAAAUCCUCAGAAGAGGUUUCAUCACUCAUGGAGAAUAAGGGGGCUUGUCUUGACAGUUUUUCUUAAUCAUUUCAUCAUCCCUUAUAUCUCUACCUCACAAUAUGUGACGCUCUUAAAUUAGAUUAGUACAUUAUUAUUACUCUGAAACUUUGGUCAAACUUAGUUGCAGGACUAAGAGUACACUGCCUGCUUUAGGAUGCGUAUAUAGAACUGGACGAUAAAAUAUAAUCCUUUGAGAUGUAGAUACAUUCUCUUCAGGCUCUCAGUGAUCAAACUUAAUAAUAAAGUACUGUAUAUCUGCAGUUUGUCCCUCUUCAAAAGACAGAAAAAGACUUUACUGUUCAAUACAUGUUGCACAACUUUACACUCACCAAAUAUCUUUGUCAUUUUUCUACUAUUUUCCACUGAAUGAACAACCCUGUUUUUUAUAUAAACUUUCGGAUUUCUGCAUCUGCUCUGCCUUCUUUCUUGGGAAAUGAUUGAUACACUAUUAAAUGUACUCCUUUUGUUUAAAUAUUUUAACAGUAGAGAACAAUUGAUUUACUUCUUAACAACCCUUUCCCAAAAUAUCACAAUAUGAAGUUUUGAAGUGUAUUGCUUGUAAGUACUGUAAUGUUUCAUUCAUACAAUUCCCUGCUUUCUACAGAUCAACCUUUAUUCGUUACUAAAACAUUUUUAUAUUACAAUUAGACAAGGUAUGUGGUUUAGAUAUUCUAUUUCCUAUCUGUUUUUAUGACAUGGAUAGCAUCACUCUCAAAUCAAAUAUAAAAAGCUAUGAAAUUACUAAUAUUAUAAUCAGAUGCAGAGGAUGGAGGAGAAUACAUACUU
Messenger RNA from Phycodurus eques (leafy seadragon), 1574 nucleotides. It is a transcript of the gene cnpy2, whose product is annotated as canopy FGF signaling regulator 2. Gene Ontology annotation, cellular component: endoplasmic reticulum. The record is from RefSeq and is a predicted model, not a curated record. The transcript is spliced from 6 exons. The coding region runs from base 83 to 637 and encodes 184 amino acids. Lineage: Eukaryota; Metazoa; Chordata; Actinopteri; Syngnathiformes; Syngnathidae.